AUUACCGUUGAUAGAUCUUGAGAGAAAUGAAGAGGAAAAAUUAGAUUAGACAGUAUGAUAUAGAGAGAGAGAGAUAGAGAGGCACAGAAAAGACAAAGGGGAGGUUAGGAGAGAGAAAAAGCCUCUGCAAAAAGUGCUUUUUGACUCUCUCUCUCUCUCUCACACACACAUUCAUGGCGGAUUCACACGUUGAAUUCACCAUUUCACAGCAUUCUAUUAUACAUCCCUUGCAUUUCUUCCAUUAAUUCAACUUCCUCACCUUCAAACCCAUCUGGGUCUUCAGUUUUUCCAAAAGAAUUCACAGAUUUUGAUCCAUGGGGAAUUGCUGUGUGAUGCCCUCUGGUUUCUCAUCCGAGAAGAAAAACGCAAAGAAGAACAAAAAAUACAAUCCUUUCUCAAUUGAUUAUGGUACAGCUCAUGCAUCUGGAGGUGGAAAAAACAAGCUCACUGUAUUGAAAGAUCCAACAGGCCGAGACAUAUUGCUGCAAUACAAUCUGGGUCGCGAGCUUGGGAGGGGUGAAUUUGGGAUCACAUAUUUGGCCACAGAUGUGGAAACAGGCGAAAAAUUCGCUUGCAAAUCAAUAUCCAAGAAGAAGCUGAGGACUGCUGUGGAUAUUGAGGAUGUAAGGAGAGAGGUUGAGAUCAUGAAACAUUUGCCUAAGCAUCCCAACAUUGUGAGCUUGAAGGAUAGUUUUGAGGAUGACCAUGCAGUCCACAUUGUGAUGGAGUUGUGCGAGGGCGGCGAGUUGUUUGAUCGGAUUGUGGCGAGGGGGCAUUACACGGAGAGGGCGGCUGCAGCAGUUAUGCGAACAAUUGUGGAAGUUGUGCAGGCGUGUCACAUGCAUGGAGUGAUACACCGGGAUCUGAAACCCGAGAAUUUUCUUUUUGCAAACAAGAAGGAAGCAGCACCUCUGAAGACAAUUGAUUUCGGACUGUCAAUUUUCUUCAAACCUGGUGAUCGCUUUACUGAGAUAGUGGGAAGUCCUUAUUACAUGGCUCCAGAGGUUCUAAAACGCAAUUAUGGCCCAGAAAUUGACGUCUGGAGCGCUGGAGUUAUCCUCUACAUUCUACUUUGUGGUGUUCCCCCUUUUUGGGCAGAAACUGAACAAGGAGUAGCACAAGCAAUUAUUCGCUCUGCAAUUGAUUUUAAGAGAGACCCAUGGCCGAAAGUUUCUGAUAAUGCAAAGGAUCUUGUGAAGAGAAUGCUUGAUCCAGACCCCAAGAAGCGGCUUACAGCUCAGGAAGUGCUCGAACAUACCUGGUUACAUAACGCUAAGAAGGCUCCAAAUGUCCCACUUGGCGAGACUGUGAAAGCAAGGCUUAAACAAUUUUCUGUAAUGAACAAGCUCAAAAAAAGAGCUCUAAGGGUGAUUGCAGAGCAUUUAUCAGUGGAGGAAGUGGCUGGUUUAAAAGAAGCAUUUGAUAUGAUGGACUCUAGCAAAAGAGGCAAGAUAAACCUCAAGGAGCUUACAAUUGGGUUGCAAAAGCUUAGCCACCAGAUCCCUGAAGCUGAUGUUCAAAUCCUAAUGGAAGCUGCUGAUAUCGAUGGAGAUGGAAUGUUGAACUACGGAGAGUUUGUCGCUGUCUCCGUUCAUCUUAGGAAGAUGGGCAAUGACGAGCACCUGCAUAAAGCUUUUGCAUUCUUUGAUAGAAACCAGAAUGGUUUUAUAGAGAUUGAAGAGCUCCGGGAUGCCUUAAGUGACGAAGAUGGCGCCAACAUCGAGGAAGUCAUCAAUGCCAUUAUGCAUGAUGUUGACACAGAUAAGGAUGGGCGUAUAAGCUACGAGGAAUUUGCUUCAAUGAUGAAGGCCGGUACAGAUUGGAGAAAAGCAUCGAGGCAAUAUUCGCGAGAAAGAUUCAACAGUCUUAGCUUGAAGUUGAGGAGGGAUGGCUCGUUACAGUUAUCUGAUGAGGUUAGGUGAACAAUGACAAACUUGAGGAAAGAAAAAUGGCAUAGGAUGUUGUCGUCUUCGCUCUUUUUAUUUAUUUUAUUUUAUUUUAUUUUUUACUUGACGAGUUUUUACAAAAUUAAUUUCAUAAAUUUUUUAGUAGGACCAGGGCUUUCAAUUUCUUUCCAAAUAGUUGUGUUUUUUGGGGUUUUGUUUCUUUGACACGUUUGUAGUCUUUUGUAGAAGAGAAAAAAGAAUAUUCUUACAAGAUAAAGGGUGAUGUUUUGUUAUUACAACUACUCUGUUGUUUUCAUUCCGAGGGAAUAUUGUUUAUAAUGGUGAUAUUGCGUGAGAGUAUAUUAUAA
Molecule: messenger RNA, 2254 nt
Organism: Camellia sinensis
Lineage: Eukaryota; Viridiplantae; Streptophyta; Magnoliopsida; Ericales; Theaceae
Product: calcium-dependent protein kinase 7
Biological process (GO): protein phosphorylation
Molecular function (GO): ATP binding; protein kinase activity; calcium ion binding
Source: RefSeq, a predicted model, not a curated record